CUCGCCUAUCUGGCAUCUGCUGCCACCUGCGGAAGCAGUGUCUUGUCCGCUCUGCUCACGAGCGCGAACAUUCAACAGUGCGGCACGGACACCACUGAGAUCCCGGACCAGGCCACCAUUGACAAGAUGUGCGCCUCGACUGCCUGCAACACCCUGCUCGCUGACGUGAAGGCCAUGAACCUGGAGGAGUGCCAACUGCCGGUCGGUGUCGGUUCCAACCUGAAGGCCGACCUGGUAGUCUACGUGCCGUCCAACUGCCCAUCGACGUCGGCUCCCAGACUCGCCUGCCACAAACGCACCUGUUGUCGACACCCCGACGACGCCAGGCAACUUGACGAACCAGGCCGAGCACACCGCCGCGCUAACCAAGACCCCCAUCGCUUGCUAACCGCGUCUUCGGAUCGACUUGCAGCCAAGUAG
Phytophthora infestans T30-4 is the source of this 420-nucleotide messenger RNA. Its product is annotated as elicitin-like protein. The transcript has a single exon. Lineage: Eukaryota; Oomycota; Peronosporomycetes; Peronosporales; Peronosporaceae. The record is from RefSeq and is a predicted model, not a curated record. The annotation marks the transcript as partial. Gene Ontology annotation, cellular component: extracellular region.